Phlebotomus argentipes is the source of this 826-nucleotide messenger RNA. RefSeq lists its product as uncharacterized. NCBI's taxonomy places the organism in Eukaryota, Metazoa, Arthropoda, Insecta, Diptera, Psychodidae. The transcript is spliced from 4 exons. The coding region runs from base 1 to 822 and encodes 273 amino acids. The record is from RefSeq and is a predicted model, not a curated record.
AUGUCCAACAGUCACUCCGGCACGAUCGGCCGGAACCGCGGGCUGGCGUUCGGCAGCAGCCAGAUGAGGCGCCAGAGGUCCGUGGAGUGGUCGCACGAGCGCGCUGGCUACAGCAGCAGCGACGACGACGAGCGGAUGGCCAGGAACUCCAUCGGGCCGACGGUGGACAGCAACUUCCUCGCCACCCUGAUAGCACAAACUCAGCAAUUGCGAAAACUUUUGCCUGAAUCUGGACGACCUUAUGACUGUGAUACAGACGAUGUAAUUAAUUCUCCCAACACUGCCAAUCGUCAAUCUCCCCUGCAACUGCGCCAAGCGUCCCCCUUUCCCCACGAGGCGACAAAUUCGCGCCGAAAACACUACGCCACGCCACACGAGCGCCUCAGGAGCAACGGGGAGCUGCUCUUCUCCAACUCCUCCAAGGCGAUCCUGCUGCCGGGAGGCGCCAUCAGGAGCAGCCGUGGGAUGACGUCGUCCAGCAGCGCCACGUCCUCCGUGAGCAACCACAAUGAGCGAUCAGCGCAACAGGAGCGAGACAUCCCGGAAAGUGUAAUGAAAUCGACCAAUUCCAAGCAGCACAUCACCGAGGAUCUGGACGCUCGCAAUGACGAGCCCCCACCUGAGCCGGCGCCCCCAGAAGUGCCCCCCAGAGGCCACUCGCUCCUCCAAUCGAUGUCCUCAAUGCGUAAGCGCUCCGAUUACCAAAUUCACAUACAGGAAAAUAACUGCGACCAGAAACACGAAGAAUUUAUCCCUCAGGAGAAGCAGCAAGGUGAGUUUGGCUUGUCUUUCAUCCCCUUCGCAGUCGGGAGAAAUAUGUAAAAUA